Molecule: messenger RNA, 591 nt
Organism: Melozone crissalis (California towhee)
Lineage: Eukaryota; Metazoa; Chordata; Aves; Passeriformes; Passerellidae
Product: C-type lectin domain family 2 member B-like
Exons: 5
Coding region: 1-567 (188 amino acids)
Source: RefSeq, a predicted model, not a curated record
AUGGCAGAGAAGUGGCGGCACCCGGAGCCCGGCGAGGCGGCGGUGGCGGAGUUCGGAAGCGGCUCCAGCACAGGUAAAUGGUUCAGGUCCCAUCCCGUGGUCACGGCGGUGCUGAGUGUGCUCGUGCUCCUGGUGCUGGCUUUGGGGGCGGCCGUGGCUGUGCUGGCAGCACGACAGGUUCCAGUUACACCUGCGACUCCGCCAUCAGUUCUGAGCUGUCCCUUUUACUGGGUUGAGUACAAGGGGUUCUGCUACAACUUGUCAAGGGAUUACGGCACCUGGGAGCAGGCUCAGGAACGGUGCUCCGAGCUCAAUGCCUCCCUGGCCAUUGUCAAGGAUGAGGAGGCCAUGGAGUUGCUCUUCCGCCUCUGUGGGAACGGCAGUUGCUGGCUCGGGCUGCGCAGACGGGGCGAGCGCCUGCACUGGGGGGACAGCAGCAGCUACAGUUUCCCGGAUUAUGUCCACGGCGAUUCUGAGUGUGUGUACCUGGCUGACAAGAGAUUGAAGACUGGGAACUGCUCCGAGAAGCGGCCGUAUGUCUGCAGCAAGCCUCCAGGUCCCCUGUAACAGCUGCAGAAAGGACCUUCUCCA